AUGGAGGCUCUGAGUGGCUCCUGCUUGUGGAUCCCAUGCACCUAUAAACCUGUAAAUACAAAUAAAGACAUAAACACUGCAGACCCUGUCACUGGCAUUUGGUUUAAAGGUGGUCGUUGGUCACAGUAUAAGUUUUCAGUCAGUGGAGACUCCAGUAAGUCUUAUCCCAUGAACAUCACUGGCAACCUGAAAAACAAAAACUGCACCACAAUGUUUUAUAAUUUAAGCAAAACCCACAAUGACACAUAUUACUUCAGAGUAGAGAACAGUCGUUUUACGGCCACAGCUGUUUGUGACUCUCUUCAAAUAAAAGUCACAGACUCUCCCUGGAGCCCCACAAUAGAAGUCUCUGGUAAACAGACAGAGACAGAGGUGGUGACUAUAACCUGCUCAGCUGUCACUCCCUGUCCACACGCCCCUCCUCAGCUCACAUGGGAUCUCCACCAAGGCACUGCUCACAUCACAGAGACCAACGGGACAUUUACCACUAAAAUCACACAGAACAUCACUCUGACAGACGCCCAUGAUGGACUAAUGAUAAAGUGUAAUGCAGCGUAUCCUGUGAGUGGAGGAUUCAAAAUGGCCGACAGUAACGUGACUCUCAGUGUCUCAUAUGGUCCUAAAAACACCUCAGUGGAGGUCAGUCCGUCCAGUUCACUGUCAGCAGGUCAGUCAGUGACGCUGAGCUGCUCCAGCAGAGCCAAGCCUCCUGUCCACCACUUCACCUGGUUCAGACACAGCUCACAGGGACCAGCCAAUGUCAGCCAGGGACACACGUACAGCUUCAACCUCACUGAAGAGGGACAGUACUAUUGUGUGGCCUCAAAUACACUUGGACAUGAAUUAUCUCCAGUCAUUACACUGAAUAUAACAGGAACAGGCUCUUUUAGUGGUGAUCUGUCAUGGGAGGUCAUUCUUGGAGCAGUUAUUGGAGUUCUGGUGGUCAUCUGCUUGGGUCUGUUUGUCUGGUGUUUAAAAAUAAAAUGCCAGACUCCCAAAGACGUACAGCAACAAACAUCUGUACACGGAGUGGAAGAUACCAUCCAUUAUGGAGAAAUUAACUUCUCCACCUUCAAACAUUCUUCAAAUAUUAAUCCAGACGAUGAACCACAAGAGCAAACAGUCUACUCCCAGGUCAAUAUGUCCCAGGCUAAAACCACAGAAGAAGAAACCGUCCAUUAUGGGGAGCUUGACUUUUCUAAGUUGAGUCCUAAAGACGUCCCAAGCACAGAACAAGAGGACACUGUGUACUCCCAGGUUCAAGUAUCAAAGCAAGACACCAGCGGGCAGGUUCAAGAUGAUUUUGAAAGCCUUUAUGUCAAUGUAAAGAAGAAAUAA
Molecule: messenger RNA, 1338 nt
Organism: Periophthalmus magnuspinnatus
Lineage: Eukaryota; Metazoa; Chordata; Actinopteri; Gobiiformes; Gobiidae
Product: B-cell receptor CD22-like
Exons: 6
Coding region: 1-1338 (445 amino acids)
Source: RefSeq, a predicted model, not a curated record